ACGCUGCACCCGUCUGCCACCCGCCUGCUGGGACCUCUUCUGCAUCCUGGGAUCCUGAACUGGUGACAAGCCGGUCUUGGGGCGCCUGGAGCCACCUGCCUUGGGCACAAUAACCUGAAAUGUCAUGCACCGGCGACGGGAGACAACUUCGCAAAGGCAUAGGCACCAGCCGGUCUCGGUGAAAGAGCCUUGUACGAGUUGGAGGCCCGUCCCCAUUGUCCUGGGAGCCCUAUUGAUCCAGCCCUCUCAUCUUGAAGCGUGCACUAGGCAUCCCAUUACACCAUGACGAUGGUCCGGCAAUAUCCACCCCUCCCUACACAGCAAACGCAGCUGUUCACAUUUAACACGCCCGCUGUGCCUUACGACUCAUUCCCCAUCUCUCCGCGCUCCGCUGCACGCCGAAAUGUCCCUGGUCACGAACAGUGGAGUGCUGGGCAUGUUCGGAUGCCCCAGCAGUAUGCCCACCCCCUCCAGCGCAUAAGUUCACACCCGCAAUACACAGAACAGACGGACCAGGGUCAGGUGGAAGUGAAGCAUCCGGAGCAUAUGCUUCGUCGGAAGACACCAAAUGGGAUCCUGGCAGCCUCGUACGACGGAACCUCAGUCGAGCAGACAGAAAGGCCACACGCAUCCAAGCACGUUUUGCUACCCGUCACGGCUGACGAACCUACCCUCUUGAAUUCAACAGUGUUUCCAUAUGGUCCGACACAGAAUUUACCGAUAAGGUCGCCUGCUUCAGCGUUCAAUACCUACGGUCCAGUGAACCAAGACCCCCAGUCUGCCAAUUGGGAUGCUCGCAAGAACUCGUGGACGAACUCACAGAACACCUUGCCAAAUUUUGACUCAAUGCUAAAUCAGCUGCCAGCGGACCAGGAUCUUAUGUAUCGCUUCUAUGGCCAGCAGUUUUGUGGUGCAAUGGACCUUCAGUUGCACACGCAGUUAGCUCCAACAGUGUCUAAUGAUCAAGGCCCUUAUGGACCUUACUGGUACGAUGGAACAUUUAUUCCCUACAGGCCUGCCGCUAUGCGUGAUCCACGCUACUAUCAUCAUCCCGCAUCAAGUUGGAGCUCGGCGCAUCAGCAAGGCUAUCUCGGCAAAGGCAUGGGAGAUUGGCAAGUAUUCAAUCCUCCAGUACCGAAUGUCAAUCUCUUGCAACAAACUCCAUUUCCGGGAUCAACACCGGUACCGCCCGGAAAUUCGUACAACAUCGACGGUGCUACUCUGGACCACCCGCUGCCAUAUAGCUUACGAAAUAGUGAACCAACACAUCAUUCUUAUCACCAUGGACGCAACCAAGGACCAGAAUAUCAGAACCUGAAUCUCAAUACUCAAUUUAGACAGCGAGCAUCACAUACCCCGCUCGACGUCCACUCGUCACAUUCAUCUGGCCAAACAACACCAGUACCAGACCUCACACCUGUUUCUACGCCUAUCUCCGAAUUUGGACCUCAUUCAAGCAAUGCGCAGUUGCGGGAGAGGGUCUUCAACUGGGCUCACACGGUCUACAUUGAUCUCUUAAAGUAUUUACAACAAACAAGGAGAGCCAGUGCCCAAAGUCGACACGCAAACGGGCAACCGCCUCGUCCAAACAUCUAUCCAAAACCUCCUCGCCAGCCUGGGGCUAAUUUCUCCUCCUCAAAUACUAACAACUCCGGCAAGACUUAUGACAGGCGCAUAUCGAAUCCUGGCACUUUGGCCCAAGCGGUCAGCGCCGAACGUGAUGAUCCAAACUUCCAGAAUAGACAGAAGCGACCAUCGCUAUCUCACAGUCGCUCAUCUUCUUUGUGGUCCCCAAGUCCGGCCGAGCAAAGGGAUCCCGAAGCUCAACGGCGAGCCUCUUGGCAACAGCAAAUGGCAAGUCCUGGCUUAAUGCAACUACAUGGCCAAAUGAACGAUUCUGCUCGCACGUUACGACGGACCUCAGGAUCGAUUACCGGACUACAACCCAACGUUUCUCCAAAUGCUGCCGCAACUUCCGCUCUUGAGUCAAUCACAAAACACUGUAGUGAAAGUUCUUGGAAAUGGAUAGACGGCAUGCUUCUUGGGGGAUGUUUAGCCUAUGCACUUGGAGAUUAUCAGAAGGCCCUCGGAUGGUAUUCUCGAAUACUUGAUCUUGACGCGGACCAUGUUGAAGCAAUCUCUAAUCUAGCCGCAACGCUACUCGCGCUCCAGCGAAAACAAGACGCCGAGCAGUAUUGGAUUCGCGCGGUCAAACUACGUCCUAGCUAUUUCGAAGCUGUUGAACAUCUGAUUGGUCUUCUGUGCACAGAUCAUCGAGGGAAAGAGGCUGUACAGAUUAUCGAACACGUAGAGCGAUCCUUGAAAUACUUCAAGAGCAGGGAACUAUCAAAGAACCUCGAUGUUCAAAGUGAAAGGUCGACAUCCAUGAGCCACUCUCCAGCAAUCUCCGAAGUCUCCGACAAACCAGUUUUUGAAUUCUUCGAUGGAGACGGCGAGACUGUUUUCAAGGAUCUAGAAGAGUUACCUGGCUCAGAUCAGCCUGGCUUUGGUUCAAGUGGAUACGCUAUUCCAGGAUCUGACAACGGCCGAAUCCUUGCGCUGGUUCACGCCAAAGGGAACAUGCUAUAUGCCCUAGGUGACAAUGUCGGCGCUGCGAAAGCCUUCGAAAGGGCCGUCUUGAUCGCUACUGGUCGUCAAAUGCAAGGCAUCGAAGGUCUUAUAAGACACAUUCUCUCAGUCAUUGGAGAGGGCGAAACAACCACUGACGGCCGGCGCAUCCCUCCUUCUCAUGAUCCGAUUCUACUCGGUCCUGAGCCUGCGUUGAAGACCUCACAGCUUUGCUUUCCUCCGCAUGGACAGCUACCUGGCCUCGAAUUUGUUUCUAGUGAAGGCAUGGCUCGGAAAGCUGCAAUAUCAACUACCAGUAACUCGUUAUUGUCCCUAGCCAAGAUUUUCCAAGAUGGGAUGUCCACAAAUUCACCGAAGUCAUCCGCAUACCAGACCUCAUACAGUGUCCGAGAAAUUCUAGCCCUGUACUACCUUUCUCUAUCACUUCAACCAAGUCCUUCGACUGCCAACAACGUCGGAAUACUGCUCUCCAGUGUGCAGCAGUCGGCACCUUCUAAGCACAUGCCGGUUUCUGGUCCCAUCCCCAAGCCUUACAUACCCGGCCUGGUCCCGGGAAGUGGAAUCGCACUGGCGUUGAUGUAUUACAACUACGGAUUGCUUCUGGACUCGAAACACGCACAUCUUUACACAAAUCUCGGCAGCUUACUCAAAGAUAUCGGCCAGUUGGACGUUGCUAUCAACAUGUAUGAGCAGGCUGUAGCAUGUGACGCGAACUUCGACAUUGCCCUUGCAAAUCUGGCAAACGCUGUGAAGGACAAAGGUCGGAUUAGCGAUGCCAUCACAUACUACCGCCGCGCUGUGAACGUCAGUCCUGAUUUUGCUGAGGCUGUGUGCGGCCUUGCGAACGCCUUGAAUUCGGUCUGUGGUUGGGCAGGUAGAGGAGGUAUUGCUUCGGAAAGUGGCACUCGAGACCGAUGGCACGUGGAUGAUAAGGGCAUGCUUCUUGACGCGAGACUUCCUGGUGCUUCGAGCUCUGGCUGGAUCAAACGAGUCGUUGACCUAGUUGAGAAGCAACUGGGCGAUGGAGAAAAUUGGGGCCUGGGCGUCAUCGACCAGCGCUUCGUGGAAUCAAUGGUCCGAUCGCUGACUCUCAUCGAAGGUGGUGUUUCGGACGUGAAAGAAAAGGAGAAGAACAUGAAAUCAAAGCUAGGCAGUUGGAGAGGCCAAAAAUGGGAAGGCGCCAGGUUGGUACGCUCGGUUGAGCGUGUAAUCAGAAGAAUUGCAUGGCAAUGGUACCAGGACAAGUACAUCAAGGGACUGCUACGGCCGUCUGCAUCGUACAGGCGACCUCAGCUACCAGGAGCUUUGACGGUCCCGGCCGCUCCUACCGUCCUUCCUUUCCAUACCUUCACCUGUCCGAUGUCUGCGAAGCAGAUACGCUUGAUAUCUCAAAGAAACGGUCUCCGGAUAUCCUGCUCCACACUAAAGGCUCCAUGGCUACCACCGACAGUAUUUGCUCCACCUCCACCUCCGAAACCCUACCUCAAGGUUGGGUACGUGUCGUCUGACUUCAACAACCACCCACUAGCACACCUCAUGCAGUCGGUAUUUGGACUUCAUGAUCCCUCCCGCGCUAAGGCAUAUUGUUACGCGACUACAGCAAGCGACGGCUCGGUUCAUCGGCAGCAGAUCGAGAAAGAGUCGCCAGUUUUUUACGAUGCCAGCAAUUGGUCAGCUGAGCGUCUCGUCAACCAGAUCGUGCAGGACGGCAUUCACAUACUAAUCAACCUGAAUGGCUACACUCGUGGCGCGAGGAACGAAGUGUUCGCAGCUCGUCCAGCUCCCAUUCAAAUGUCCUUUAUGGGUUUCGCCGGCACGCUAGGCGCAGAAUGGUGUGAUUACCUACUCGCAGACGACACAGCCGUCCCGCCAAGUACGCUGCGAAAGUGGCGUCGCAACAUCGAUAUUGAAGAUAAUUUCGUCGAUGAUAACAGCGGAGGGACGGACGACGAGUGGGUCUAUGGCGAGAACGUCAUCUUCUGUCGCGACACAUUCUUCUGCUGCGACCACAGACAGAGCGCGCCAGACUCGCAAGGCAAGCAGUUAGACUGGGAAGAAGAGCAAGUCAGACGAUGGAAGAUGCGCAAAGAACUCUUUCCAAAUCUUCCCGACGAUGCCAUCAUCCUGGGCAACUUCAACCAACUCUACAAGAUCGAACCCACCACCUUCCGUACUUGGCUCCGCAUCCUUGCACGUCUCCCCAAUGCCGUCCUCUGGCUCCUUCGGUUCCCCGACCUCGGGGAGACUAACCUCAAGCAAACCGCCCAUGCCUGGGCCGGCCCUGAAGUCGCGUCCCGCGUUCUCUUCACCGACGUCGCCCAGAAGCACAUGCACAUCGCUCGCGCUCGCGUCUGCGACCUCUUCCUCGACACGCCAGAGUGCAAUGCGCAUACCACGGCCGCCGACGUGCUGUGGUCGGGCACACCCUUACUUACCCUCCCGCGCUACCGCUACAAGAUGUGCAGCCGCAUGGCCGCAAGUAUCCUAAAAGGCGCUUUGCCAAGAAACGCGGCAGGAGUGCAAGCGGCACAGGAUCUGAUUGCGGGGAGCGAGGAGGAGUAUGAAGAGGCGGCUGUUCGGUUGGGGAAGGAGUGUGUGUACGAGGGAUAUCGGGCGACAGGACGAUUGGUGGCGUUACGCAAGUUACUGUAUGAGAGUCGGUGGAGUAGCGCGUUGUUUGACACAAAGCGAUGGGUAAGAGAUCUAGAGGAGGCGUAUGAGAGGGCGUGGGGCAUGUGGGUCAGAGGCGAAGGUGGGGAUAUCUGGUUGGAGGGGAAACGGCCCUCAUAGACGAGUGGGUGGGCGGGUAGAUGUUGGAUACAGAAGUUGAUGUGCUUUUUGAGGAUCUCUUAGAUGGGGCUCUAGGGAUUUAGAAGGAGCAAUUAGGUCGCCGUCACCUUUCUUCCUCUUCUUUGGGGAGAAAGUCGGAGCCUGGCAUUGGGUGGAGUUGCGGAGG
Molecule: messenger RNA, 5545 nt
Organism: Mytilinidion resinicola
Lineage: Eukaryota; Fungi; Ascomycota; Dothideomycetes; Mytilinidiales; Mytilinidiaceae
Exons: 3
Coding region: 283-5379 (1698 amino acids)
Biological process (GO): protein O-linked glycosylation
Molecular function (GO): protein binding; glycosyltransferase activity
Source: RefSeq, a predicted model, not a curated record